Messenger RNA from Papilio machaon (common yellow swallowtail), 415 nucleotides. RefSeq lists its product as uncharacterized. The coding region runs from base 89 to 361 and encodes 90 amino acids. The transcript has a single exon. NCBI's taxonomy places the organism in Eukaryota, Metazoa, Arthropoda, Insecta, Lepidoptera, Papilionidae. The record is from RefSeq and is a predicted model, not a curated record.
CAAAUGUCAGUGUCACAGUCACGUUUUUUGAAGUGGUGUUAUUUUAUGGGUUAUUUUACUAAUUUCGUAAACUAGUUAUAUAAAAACAAUGGCCCAAGGAAAACUGAAAGUGAAAAGUAAAUUACCAUCCGGUGUUAAAGUCAAGAAAAAUAAAGGGAAAGCGGUGACAAAACGUAGCAACGCACCAGUUCGGAGUAAAAACAAUGCUGUAGAAAAAAAUAAGAUGAAGGCAAAGGUAACAAAGAUGGUGAACGCAGUGGCUGAACAGCAACUUAGAGCAUUAGCUACAGACACGCCUAAGUUAUCUGAUGCGCAACAAAGGGUGGCAGCAGCUCCUACUGCACCUGUGCCCUCAAAAUAACCUAAAUAUUAAGAUCCAACUUGUUUAUAACCAAAAUCGAAAUUAAAAAAAACU